GGUGUAUGUGGGUUCAUAUGUGGAUUCCAUUCUUUUGUUGAAUCGAUUCUCCACCAUUUUCUUAAUUCUCAUCAUCCACUAGAGAAAGGUAUAAUAGUAUAUAUAUAUAUAUAUUAAUUGUUUUAUGUCAUCUGUGCAAAGUACCAUUGCUUCAUUCAUUUCCGAUCUUCUCUUAAACCCCUUCCAUCAAUACCUGCCCCUUUUGUCCUUCAGAUCGAUUAAGAUAGCUGAAGGACUACUCUUGCGCUCAAAUAAUUAAACCUUUCACUCAUCCAAAAGCCAGGAUCGAUCUCCAUCGAGGCAAAGGCAUACCCGCGCGCGCGUGUGUAUACACACACACACAUAUAUAUACAAACGUGUGUGAAUAUAUAUGGCUGGUGGUGGUGGUGGUGGUGGUGGUGUUGGGAGAGGUGGAGGUUGUGAUUUUGAUGACGAUAAGAGGAAGACGGCAGCUGGUGGGUGCAGUACUAAAAAAUAUCAGAAAAGCUACUUUGACGUGGUGGGACUCUGCUGCUCAUCGGAAGUUCCUUUGAUAGAGAAGAUCUUGAAGCCACUUGAUGGUAUCAAAGAGGUUUCUGUCAUCGUUCCAUCCCGAACUCUCAUUGUUGUCCAUGACCAUCUCCUCGUUUCUCAAUCUCAAAUAGUGAAAUUACUAAACGAAGCAAGGCUGGAAGCAAAUGUUAGGGUGUAUGGAAAGGCGAGUAAGUAUGAGAGAAAAUGGCCAAGCCCAUAUGCGGUGUUGUGCGGGUUGCUGCUGUUGGUUUCAUUUUUGAAGUACGUAUACCCUCCCUUUAAAUGGUGUGCACUGGGAGCUGUUGCUGUUGGCAUCUCCCCAAUUGCUCUCAGAGGCGUAGCUGCUCUCAGGAAUGCUAGGCUUGACAUCAAUAUUCUUGUUUUAUUUACAGUGAUAGGGACAGUUGCAUUAAAAGAUUAUUUUGAAGCUGGCACUGUUGUCUUUCUAUUCACCAUCGCAGAAUGGCUUCAGUCAAGGGCAGCUCACAAGGCAACAGCAGUGAUGUCCUCGCUGAUGAGCUUAGCUCCUCAGAAGGCAGUGAUAGCAGAAACCGGAGAGGAAAUUGGGGUGGAGGAUGUUAAGGUGAACACGAUUCUUGCUGUAAAAGCAGGAGAAAUGAUUCCCCUCGACGGAAUCGUGGUUUCCGGGAAUUGCGAAGUGGACGAGAAAACUCUGACCGGAGAGUCUCUUCCCGUUGCCAAACAAGCAGACUCCACCGUCUGGGCUGGCACCAUUAACCUAAAUGGUUAUAUAAGUGUGAAAACGAGCGCAGUCGCGGAGGAUUGUGUGGUGGCAAGAAUGGCAAAGCUUGUGGAAGAAGCCCAAAAUAACAAAUCCACAGUUCAAAGAUUCAUAGACAAAUGCGCCCAGUUUUAUACCCCUGGCAUUGUAAUAAUAUCGGCUGGGAUUGCGGCGGUUCCACUCGCAUUCCACCUUCGUAACAGAAACCAAUGGUUUCACUUGGCGUUAGUCGUUUUGGUGAGCGCCUGUCCGUGCGCCCUCAUCCUCUCCACCCCCGUCGCCACUUUCUGUGCGCUUUCAAAGGCCGCCACCGCCGGACUUCUCAUCAAAGGUGCAGACUAUCUGGAAACUCUCGCAAAAAUUAAGACCGUGGCCUUCGACAAAACCGGCACUAUCACUAGAGCGCAGUUUGUCGUCAAUGAUUUCCAAUCACUCUCCGAUGAUGUUCCCUUCACCACAUUGCUCUACUGGGUUUCAAGCAUCGAGAGUAAGUCAAGUCAUCCAAUGGCGGUUGCCAUUGUUGACUACGGACGCUCACGCUCUAUUGAGCCAAGACCAGAAAAUGUGGAGGAAUUUCAAAAUUUUCCCGGAGAAGGGAUUCGUGGGACAAUUGAUGGGAAAGAUAUAUUCAUCGGAAAUGCAAAGAUCGCCAUGAGAGCUGGAUGUCCAACAGUUGGAAGGUUGGAAAAUGAUUCAAGAGAAGGAAACAGCAUUGGGAACAUGUACUGCGGUGGAAAACUGAUAGGAGGUUUCAGUCUGAGUGAUGCCUGCCGAUCAGGAGUUGGGGAGACCAUCAAAGAGCUUAAAACAUUGGGCAUCAACAGUUGCAUGCUUACAGGGGAUACUAAUGCUGCCGCCAUGUGCGUGCAAUAUCAGCUAGAGUGUGGUGUAGACGCAGUCCACGCAGAACUUCUCCCGGAAGACAAGGCAAGAAUCAUCAGAGGGUUUCAGCAGGAGAGAGGCCCCACGGCCAUGGUGGGCGACGGCCUUAACGACGCCCUGGCUCUGGUGACCGCCGACAUCGGCAUCUCAAUGGGGGUUUCGGGCUCGGCGCUCGCCUCCGAGACGGCCCACCUCAUUCUCAUGUCCAACGACCUUCGCAAAAUACCCGAAGCCAUUCGCUUGGCCAGAAGGACCCAGAGGAAAAUCACGGUGAAUGUCAUUCUAUCCAUCGCCACCAAGGCCGCCACUCUCGCCCUCGCUUUCGCCGGCCAUCCUCUAGUAUGGGCUGCCGUUUUGGCUGACGUUGGAACCUGCUUGCUAGUCAUUCUUAACAGCAUGCUGCUUCUCCGAGGAACCCACGCCCACGCCCGCGCCCGCGCCCGCGCCCACACCCUCACCCACACCCACACCCACACCCACACCCACACCCACACCCACUGUGCCGGAGACCAAGGAAAAAAAUGCUGCGAGUCCACGUCUUCUGCCCAUGUUCAUAAACAUGGGCGCUGCGAAUAUCAUGAUGAUCAGUUGGGGCACGGAGAUGAAGAAACCGGCCAUUUGGAAUUUUCAAAGGACAAGCGCGCUUGUAUGUGUUCUAAGAAAAGAGAGACUAAUGGAGGAGGAUUAUCGGAAAUUAUAACUGUGUAGUAGUAGAAGUAGUAGUAGUUAAUUUUGCAUCCUAAUUCAGCUUAGCGCGCUUAAACUAUAUAUGUACGUAGGUUGGUUCAAAGUAAGGGAAAAGAAAAAAGCUCCGUCAAUUAAGAUCAAGUUCUGGUUAAA
Messenger RNA from Malania oleifera, 2977 nucleotides. Its product is annotated as putative inactive cadmium/zinc-transporting ATPase HMA3. Bases 371 to 2845 code for a protein of 824 amino acids. Gene Ontology annotation, molecular function: ATP hydrolysis activity; ATPase-coupled monoatomic cation transmembrane transporter activity; ATP binding. Gene Ontology annotation, biological process: monoatomic cation transport. Gene Ontology annotation, cellular component: membrane. The record is from RefSeq and is a predicted model, not a curated record. The transcript has 10 exons. NCBI's taxonomy places the organism in Eukaryota, Viridiplantae, Streptophyta, Magnoliopsida, Santalales, Ximeniaceae.